AUGGCAACGCACACUAGAAUUCGCAAGUCAAGAGGCGCGUACCGCGGACAAAUCUCGAAGUCCAUCACGAAAGCCGAAACGAUCACCAGUAUAGAAUUAACAGAAGACCAUCUAGAUCAACUCACAGCAGUCGAACAACAUAUAACUAAGGCAUUCGAGCAAGUUAGGAAGUUAGAUGCUGAGCUGCUUGAAAUUACUAAGGACGACGACGUAGCAGAGGUAAUCGUAGAGGCUGACGACCAUAACGCUGAAGUUGAGGAAUACCUCCUGAAACUCAAAAGACAUAUUGAGAGACAAACACACAAAAAAAAGCCAACGCCCACUCCCGCAGUUGUACCACCGAAGGCGAAGACCGUCCGACUUCCUAAACUAAGCCUAGCGUCAUUCGAUGGGGAUUUACUCAAGUGGCAGAGCUUUUUUGACAGUUUCGCAGCAUCGGUGCAUAGUGACCCAGACUUAGACGGUUUCCAUAAAUUCCAGUACCUAAAGGCUCAGCUUACAGGAGAAGCAUCUCGUGUUAUUCAAGGACUAGCAUUAACUAAUGCAAACUAUGCACACGCCCUGGAACUAUUACGAAACCGUUACGGACAACCGCAUAAACUUUCUAGUGCAUACAUGAAAGCUUUAUGGGACCUCCCUAAGCCAAGUGGUGAAUUCACUGGAUUACGUCACUUCUAUGACACUCUUGAAAUUCUUAUUCGUGGAUUAGAUACCCUGGGAAAAUCAGAGAAUACCUACGGUGACCUGUUAGUACCUAUCGUCCUUGAGAAGCUUCCAGGAUCUAUUCGACAACAAUUGGCAAGAACCCACGGAAGUAGUGAUUGGAAGUUGAAAGACUUACGAACGAAUCUUUUGAAAGAAAUCGAAGCUAUUGAAGAAGGAAAUGUGACCAGUUACACAACUCCCAGUGCUAUCUCAUCUUCAACUGCAGCUUUCCAUACGGAUACUAAACCGUUUCAUAAGACAUGCGCAUUCUGUAAGGACGCUUCACAUAAUUCGGUGAAUUGCAAGACAGUAAUAGAUCAUGACAAACGUCAACAAAUCGUAAAGCGAGAUCGUCUUUGCUUUAACUGCCUUGGCAAUCACAAAAUAAAGGACUGUAAGUCGAAACGAACAUGUCGCCACUGUAGUCGGAAACAUCACACGUCCCUCUGUAGGUCAACCAAUAUGGGAUCCGAAACAUUAAUGACGCAAUCAACUACGUGUACGGAUAACGAAGUUAGAGCCUGUCGAAAUACGACGCAAGUUCACGCUAAGUCGGUGUCAGCAGGUGACGUCAAUGUUGACGGUUUGUCGAAGUCGGGAACAGUUUUACUGAAAACAGCCGUUGCUGAAAUCUCUUCUGGAUCAUAUACUUAUACAGCGACGAUACUUUUCGACGAAGGCGCAACACGAUCGUUUAUAACGAAGGAUUUCGCACGAAAGUUGGAUAUCACGCCGGAGGGAUCGCAGAAAAUUCAACUUGCUGCAUUCGGUGGCAAACCUUCUCAUGUCAAAUCCUACGAUAAGGUGUCAUUCGCAGUGCAUACGAUCACCGGUGGAAAGAUGGAUAUUUCAGCACUUGUAGUUCCGAAAAUUUCCGCUCCCAUCAAAAACUUCGUUAAUGCUUCACUCUUGGAUUUACCUCACCUACGGGAAUUACCUUUCGCUCAUCCAGUUUCCAAUGUGGAUUAG
Lineus longissimus is the source of this 1674-nucleotide messenger RNA. RefSeq lists its product as uncharacterized. The transcript has a single exon. The record is from RefSeq and is a predicted model, not a curated record. Lineage: Eukaryota; Metazoa; Nemertea; Pilidiophora; Heteronemertea; Lineidae. The coding region runs from base 1 to 1674 and encodes 557 amino acids.